Molecule: messenger RNA, 1026 nt
Organism: Maylandia zebra (zebra mbuna)
Lineage: Eukaryota; Metazoa; Chordata; Actinopteri; Cichliformes; Cichlidae
Source: RefSeq, a predicted model, not a curated record
UUAACUGGCGCCAUCCACGGGAAGCACCUGUGAAAAUAAACACUAAACGGGACCUUAUCGUCGCCAUCGUCGGAUAUGGAAGCGGCAAACCCCUCCAGCAGUCAGUGCAGUUAUGAAGACUAUAAGGAGACAGCGGACUGGCUGCUUAACCGUACAAAGCAGCGUCCCAAAGUGGCCAUCAUCUGUGGUUCAGGCCUGGGCGGUCUAGCUGAUCUGCUGGAGGAGAAGAUAGUGUUCAAAUAUGAGGAUAUUCCAUGUUUUCCCACCAGCACUGUGCAGGGUCAUGCAGGGCAGCUGGUGUUUGGCAAGCUGAAUGGCUGCGAGUGUGUCUGUAUGCAGGGGAGAUUCCAUUUCUACGAGGGUUACAACAUACAAACGGUGACUUACCCAGUGCGAGUCUUCUAUCUGCUGGGUGUGAGCACUCUGAUUGUGACAAAUGCAGCAGGAGGACUCAAUGACACCUACAGUGUGGGAGACAUCAUGCUCAUUAAAGAUCACAUCAACAUGCCCGGAUUUGCAGGACAGAACCCUCUGUGUGGGCACAAUGAUGAGAGGUUCGGAGUGCGGUUCGCAUGCAUGUCAGAUGCAUAUGACCGUGACCUGAGAGCCCUGACCAGAAAAACAGCAAAGGAACUGGGCUAUGACAGCUUCCUGCAGGAAGGGGUAUACUGCAUGUUGGCUGGCCCAACAUAUGAAACCAUUGCUGAGUGCAAACUCUUUCAGAUGCUGGGGGCUGAUGCUGUGGGUAUGAGCACAGUCCCGGAGGUGGUGGUGGCUCGUCACUGUGGCACACGUGUCCAGGAGGACGUGGCUCCUGACCGUCGCUUACGUGUCUUGGGCCUGUCCCUCAUCACCAACAAGGUUGUGACAGAUUAUGAGAGCAAUGAAAAAGCAAAUCACACAGAAGUGCUGAAGACUACUGAGCGCAGGACUCAGGACCUCCAGAAUCUUAAGAACAAGAAGCGGCUACAGCUGUUCAAAAUCCCACAAGGCUGGCCGACAAGAUAGACGAUGGGCAGGGCUGUG